AUGCGAGCCUCGGCGAUCUCUCCGGCAGCGGCGGCGGCGCCUCCUCCCGGGGAGGGGUCGGGGCGGGGCGCGCCGGAGCCCCGGGGGAGCCCCUCGGGGCGUUCACACGGCAGCUCCACGGGCGACGCGCGGUUUCCUUCGCCCAGCGCUCGCUGGCAGCCUGGAUCGGGGCUGGGGGCUGCUCUUCGCCCGGCCCGCAGCGUUCGCUCCGCCCGGCUCCCGCAUCCACACACGCGCGCACACACGCAGGCGUCCUGCCUUGUCAAUCCGCGCGGCCGCGACACGCGAGGAACGGUUGCGGCGCACGCCUCGCCUGGACGAACACCCCCCCCCCAGCCCAGGAGACGCGUGUCCCCGAGACGGCUGGACUCCCGCGAGCAGGUAGAGGAGAGGAGGGGAGUUUAAAAACAUAUAAACCCUCCAUACUCAUUUUCCUACAUCAGCGUGCUUAGUCCUGACUGGAGUCAUCAAGGGGGGAGGGAGAGUUUCUCUGAACAUGUGCAGAGGGCCGCAGUGUUUCAGUUCCUUAGGUGUGUGGGGUUUUUUCCUGCAUCUAUAGCUCAUCUUUUAUCUCCAUGGAGCUCAAGGCGGCGCGUGUGAUUCUUCCCUCUCCCCCCCCCCCCACACUUUCAUCCGCCCAACAACCCUGCGAGGCAGGUUAGGCUGAGAGAGGCCGUGACUGGCUCAAGGGCAGCCCGCGAGCUUCAUGGUCGCGUGGGGAUUUGAACCCUGGUCUCCCAGUCUGGCGCUCUAACCACUACACCACACUGUCACCUUGGUUAUUGUUUUGUAGGCGGGAGGGCGGUUUCUAAGGAGACUUGGACCAAAGGUCUGCCUUUGUGAAAGGAAGUUUUAUCCGUUGAUAUGGAUGGAAAAGCCAGGGUAUCUCUGUAUCUCUUAAAAAAAAAACAAAAAAAACCCCAGGUGUUGGGGAUUGAACCUGCAAUUGGGGUUGUUUGCCUUCCCUUGUCCCACUUUUCCACCUGGCCAGUCCAGCUAGUUGGCACAUCUGGGAAGAAAUACAAAAGUGGAACCAACCACAGCUCAGGGGUAGAGCAGAAACUUCAUCUGUAGGAGGUCCCAGAUCCAAUUCCCCAGCAUCUCCAGCAAAAGUUGGGAAAGACCAUUAUCUGAAACUCUGGGGAGCCGCUUCCCAAUGGUGUAGACCUGGUGUGUAGAACCUUCGUGCCCUCCCCCCAUUUCUCUGUUCUUAUAUUGGGUUGGCGAAGGUCUGUGGGAUGGUGGAACACCUGCUUUGCACAUAGAAUGUCCCAAGUCCAAUCCCCAGGUUGUGCUGGGAGAGACACCUGACUUCAAUCCUGAAAGCUGCUGCCAUUCUAUGCCUCCACAGCCAGAAGCAUUCUGCCUUUGAAUACCAAUCGUUGGGGAUCGCAGGUGAGGGAAACAAUUUUGCAAAAAUGGGUAACCAGAAAUCAGGUCUUAUCUUAUAGAUCUCCAUUGGGAUCAUGUCUUCUCCUGGAGCUUUAUUAGCUGGUUGGCUUGCGAUUAGCCUCUUAAUCUGAUUGGGCGUGACAUCUGGCCAUUCUGGUAGUUCUAAUAACUGAGUAAACUUGUGGGGGUGAGUCAGGACAGGGGCCAUAUAUUCCUGUAAAAUAUGUCACCCUAACCUUUCCUUGGACAGAUGCUUCUAACGAGUAGCCCAGCCCAUUUGUACCUUGGGCAACCAGAUGCCAAAAUUUCCAUGAGUCCUUUUGAAGUGCUGUGUCUCCCAAUGCUUUCCACUGUUGUUCAUAAUAUAUUUGUUUCUUGCUUUUAAGUACUAAUUUAUAAUUGUAUCGUAAUUGGGCUACCUCAGCUUGUAGAGCAAGAUUGUGCUUAUCCUGUUUUAACUUCAGUUUUCUAAGUUCCCUAGCUAGGCAUUUUUUGCUAUUCUGACAUUCCUUAUCAAACCAAGUCUGUCUUUUAAACUUUUUGUUUUUACAGGUGAGGGAAUAUGUGGUCAGCAUCUGCUGAAAACAGAAGCAGCUGUGACUGGUACCCAUUAGGACUUUACAGAAGAAAGCAGGCAAGUCCACAGCAGGCAGAUCCAGUGACAGGUGGAGCCAACUGAUGCUGGUUUUGUCCCCUUCUUCCUCACUGCUGAGUUCUACAAGGGCAACACGGAGACUGAGGAGGAGGAGGAGAAGGAAACUGACAGGCAGGGCUGCCCACCUGGACUGGUUGUAAGCAAGAAGGCAGACAGGUGAGAGCUGGCUGAGGGCAGGCCAGGGUGGUGUCCCAUGUGCCCAAAUGGACCUGCCUCUACUGCAUUAGGGGUUUUCAGCUGUAAUGCAUGGUAGUUCUCUCUGGACAGACAUCCCAUUAGGGACAGACAUCCACAUGUGAAAAAAUUCUGGGACACGAUUUAUAACAAAAUGAAAAAAACUUUUUAAAUACACUUUCCCAAAGAAACCAGAGGCUUUUUUUGCUAGGGAUAAUAGGGGAUGAAUUAAUAAAAGAGGACCAUAAAUUACCGUAUUUAUGUACGCCACGACUGCCGCUAAGAUUCUAGUGGCUCAAAAAUGGAAAACCCAGGAAAUCCCAACUUUAAUGGAGUGGCAGACGAAAAUGUUUGAAUACACAGAAUUGGUGAAAAUGACCUAUAAGAUUCGAAACCAAAAAGUAACAAAGUUCGAAGAGGAGUGGAGUGGAGUAAAUUUGUUGACUACAUACGGAAUAAUUGUAGAAGCUUAAAGACUGUAGCAGGGUUAAUAUAAAUCUUGCAACGUGGAUAGAGUGUAAAUAAGAAUCAGUAAGAGAGGAUGUUAAUCGUGAAAGCCGAUGUAGGGAGGGAAGUCCGGGCACGAUAAUGUGCAUGGUAAAUA
This is a messenger RNA of Podarcis lilfordi (Lilford's wall lizard), 2825 nucleotides long. The record is from the annotation of a GenBank genome assembly. Lineage: Eukaryota; Metazoa; Chordata; Lepidosauria; Squamata; Lacertidae.